AUGGCCGACCAGCUGGCCGCACCUCAGCUCAAGAUGUACAACGAAAAGUCGCAGAUCAAAACUCCCCAUCUCGAUCAACUUGCGGCCAAGUCGGUCGUCUUCGAUUCUGCCUACUGUAACUCGCCACUGUGCGCCCCUUCACGCAUGGCUAUGAUCACCGGUCAGCUCCCCUCCAAAAUCGGUGCCUACGACAACGCUUCUCCCAUAUCCGAGGAUACGCCAACCUACGCGCACUAUCUGCGAAACGCCGGCUACGAGUGUGUUUUAGGCGGGAAAAUGCACUUUAUCGGUGACCAGCUUCACGGAUAUGAGUAUCGCCUGACCGCCGACAUUUAUCCAGCCGACCUGGGCUGGUCAGUGAAUUGGGACGAACCAGACACGCGACUGGAGUGGUAUCACAAUAGCUCGUCCAUCCUCCAGGCUGGUCCUUGCAUUCGAAGCAAUCAACUCGAUUAUGACGAGGAGGUCAUGUUCAAGGCCAAGCAGUACUUGUAUGACCACGUGCGAAAGCCUCAGAAUAAGCGCCCGUUCUGCCUGACCGUAUCUCUCACCCAUCCUCACGAUCCGUAUACGAUCGAGCACAAGUACUGGGAUAUGUACAAGGAUGUCGACAUUGCUAUGCCCGAUGUGGAAAUUCCCAAGGAUCAGCUGGAUCCGCAUAGCAAGCGCCUGCAGCACGUCUGCGACCUCGAAGAUUAUGACUUCACGCCCGAGCAGAUCAAGAAUGCGAGACGAGCCUAUUACGGAGCUGUCAGCUAUGUCGACCACAACAUUGGCAUUCUGAUGCAGACUCUGAAAGACUGCAAGCUCGAUGACAACACCAUCGUCAUCUUUUCUGGUGACCACGGCGACAUGCUGGGCGAGCGUGGCCUGUGGUACAAAAUGUCGUACUUUGAGUCUUCUGUUCGCGUUCCCAUGCUGUUCAGCUAUCCCAAGCAGUGGGCGCCACACCGCGUUCCGCAGAACGUCAGCACACUGGACAUCCUGCCCACGCUGGUCGACAUUGUAGGAUCCAAGCUGGUCCCUGGUUUGCCCAUGGACGGAGUAUCAAUCGUUCCGCAUCUCAAGGGCAAGUCGACUCAUGACACCGUCUUUGCCGAGUACAUGGGCGAAGGAACCAUCGCACCGAUGAUGAUGAUCCGCCGUGGAGCCUGGAAAUACAUCACUUGUCCCGCAGAUCCAGACCAGCUGUACAAUCUGGCGGAAGACCCCAAGGAGCUCACCAAUCUUGCUACUUCUUCGGAUGCGGCCACGAAGAAGAUGUACAACGCCUUUGUUGCUGAGGCCAAGGCGAAGUGGAACAUGGAAGCCAUCACUGCCGAUGUUAUAACGCGACAGCGUCAACGACGCUUCUGCUUCUCGGCGCUGAAGCAAGGCAAGUGGACCAGCUGGGAUUACAGUGUGCCCGACAACAGCCAAGACAAGUACAUUCGAAGUCACAUGGACCUUGAUGACUUGGAGCGGAGGGCCCGGUAUCCGAUUGUGGAUGCUCAUGGUAACGUCAAGACUUUCGACACCAGCGGAAAGGAUGGCGCUCUGGCAAUCCCUCACCAAGCAGGCGCUGCCGGACAGUGA
Molecule: messenger RNA, 1575 nt
Organism: Sphaerulina musiva SO2202
Lineage: Eukaryota; Fungi; Ascomycota; Dothideomycetes; Mycosphaerellales; Mycosphaerellaceae
Product: choline-sulfatase
Exons: 1
Coding region: 1-1575 (524 amino acids)
Molecular function (GO): sulfuric ester hydrolase activity
Source: RefSeq, a predicted model, not a curated record